Molecule: messenger RNA, 762 nt
Organism: Anneissia japonica
Lineage: Eukaryota; Metazoa; Echinodermata; Crinoidea; Comatulida; Comatulidae
Product: receptor-type tyrosine-protein phosphatase eta-like
Exons: 3
Molecular function (GO): protein binding
Source: RefSeq, a predicted model, not a curated record
CCAGUUGGAAUGGGAGUAGUCUUGGUACAUUCUUAUUCAAAUGAUAGCAUCUCUAUCACAUGGGGAGAGAUCAGUGGUGAGAACAGCUACAUCUUAGUGAUAACCCCAGUCUCUAGUAAUGAUAGUAAAAGUAUUGAACAUACCGGAGACCGACAAUUUGAAUUUACUGGAUUGACACCAGGUCAGUUGUUUAAUAUAACUGUACGAGGUAACAACAGCUUUGAAGAAGGAAUUGUUUUGCAAAGAACAAAUCCAAACCCAGUUGCAUUUAUUGAAAUUACCAACACAUCUCUUACUACACUGACACUCAUUUGGAGUGAGCCUGAAGUGGAAGGAGGUCUUGAAGUUAUAUUUGGCGGCUAUGUUUUAACUUACAAAGAGAAUGGUGGCUCAGAAGUUAACCUUGGCUUCCUGGAAAGAGGAACCAACUUUUACACAAUUACAAACUUGUAUCCAACAACUACUUACACAGUUUUUAUUAGGACAAGAAUGGGAAGUGGAGACACACAAGAGCAUAGCUCAGUUGUAACACAUACAGAAAUUACAGAUGCUAUUGCCAAUGGUACAAUCUUUGUAAGGAGCUUCACUGAAAGAAGCAUUGAGAUCCUUUGGCCUGACAAUCCAUUUGCAUUGAAAUACACUGUUUAUGUUUGGCCAACAAGCGGAAGCAGAGGGGAAGGCAUGUCUCAAGACACUGGCAAUACAACAUCAGCUUUGAGAAAAUUGACAGAUCUUGUUCCAGGAGAACUGUAUACAAUUCAG